AAAACCAAACGAGGAAAGAGAGAGAGAGAAUGGAUAGCGAAACCCUAAUUGAAUCGGCGAUUAGAGUUCUGAACACAGCCAACCCGUACGAAAAAGCUCGGCUUGGAGAUUCGAUUGCCGUUAAAUGGCUCCAAGGCGCUAUCUCCGAACCGUACGAUCCCACCGUCGAUCUCCCCGUCAUGGACAGGCCAGCUCGUCUCACCAACGUAAAACUGGUGUCUCCGAGUCUGAUGCCAAAGCUGGGGAAAGCUGGUAGCUUGCAGAGCAGGCAAGCGAUUGUUCACAGUCUUGUUCAUAUCGAAAGCUGGGCUGUUGACUUAUCAUGGGAUAUAAUUGCUCGUUUUGGCAAGCAAGAGAAGAUGCCGAGAGAGUUCUUUACGGACUUUGUUCGUGUAGCUCAGGACGAAGGCCGUCACUUCACGCUGCUUGCAGCUCGGCUUGAGGAGAUUGGUUCUCGUUACGGUGCAUUCCCUGCCCAUGACGGUCUUUGGGACUCUGCAACCGCCACUUCUCAUGAUCUCUUGGCUCGCUUGGCUAUAGAGCAUUGCGUUCACGAGGCUAGGGGGCUAGAUGUAUUGCCCACGACGAUAUCGAGGUUUAGGAACGGAGGAGAUAACGAGACAGCAGAUUUACUGGAGAGAGUUGUGUACCCUGAAGAAAUCACUCACUGUGCAGCUGGAGUAAAAUGGUUCAAGUAUCUAUGUGCACUGUCCAAGAAUCCUGAAGUUACCGUCAAUAGCGUAGAAGCAGAUGAUAUCCUUGAAGAGAUAAUCCAAAAGUUUCAUUCGGUAGUAAGAGAGCAUUUCAGAGGACCGUUGAAACCACCUUUUAAUGCCGAAGCAAGAAAAGCUGCUGGUUUUGGCCCUCAAUGGUAUGAACCUCUUGCUGUCAAAGAGAGCAAUGCCUAGAAAAAUCAAACAUGUCUUCUUCUUUUUUGAAGUUGUUUUGUAAUAUGCAUCUUUAAUCUUUGGAAUACAUUUUUUUGAACUAUUUGAAGAAACAAAGUCGAGUACACAUGCA
Brassica oleracea var. oleracea is the source of this 1020-nucleotide messenger RNA. RefSeq lists its product as uncharacterized. Bases 30 to 908 code for a protein of 292 amino acids. The record is from RefSeq and is a predicted model, not a curated record. Lineage: Eukaryota; Viridiplantae; Streptophyta; Magnoliopsida; Brassicales; Brassicaceae. The transcript is spliced from 4 exons.